Messenger RNA from Nymphaea colorata (pocket water lily), 2822 nucleotides. RefSeq names its product xyloglucan glycosyltransferase 4-like. Bases 328 to 2397 code for a protein of 689 amino acids. The transcript is spliced from 5 exons. The record is from RefSeq and is a predicted model, not a curated record. Lineage: Eukaryota; Viridiplantae; Streptophyta; Magnoliopsida; Nymphaeales; Nymphaeaceae. Gene Ontology annotation, molecular function: glycosyltransferase activity. Gene Ontology annotation, cellular component: Golgi apparatus.
AAAUUUGUAGAAGAACAGGCAUGUUUUGGUUAAUAGCUGAGAAGUGUUGAAGGAUAAAACUAUGUCAGAUUUAUUAGUUGGAACCAAUUAUUGAUUGCCUCAGUGUAAUUGCUGCCGCCAUCCUGGUUUUAGCACUUCACAGUCGUGAAAAUCGAAGGAAAUUACCGUGACUGUUUCUAUAUUAAGUAGAAAUAAUCGAAGGAUUAAAUUAACAGUUGUGUCUUCUUCUUUUGCUGCUUCUUCUUUGCUGUGUCUUCUCUGAGUUUCACUCACAUAAGCAGAAAGAAGGAAGAAGACGGGUGAGGUGGGAGAGAACUGAAGGGCAACAUGCCCCCAAGUUUCUUUUUUCCGGCGUUCGGAAAGCAGAGCAGCAAGGGAGGAGGAACCCCAUUGGUUGUCACAAUGGAGAACCCCAACAACUUCUCCUUGGUAGACAUCACUCCGCCACCACCACCAACGGCAAACUCCUCUGAGAAGGAGAAGCAGAGAGCGAAGAACAUGAGGCAAUUCAGAUGGGUUUUCUUGCUAAAGGUCCACAUGGCAUUUUCUGUCCUCUGUUGGGUCUUUUCUGCUGCUUUCAGCAGGCUCUCAGCUGCAAAAAGGCGCCUGCUUUCUAGUGGGGAUGAGAGGCCCGGCUACAGAGGUAGGCUGUUGAGGUUCAUUAGAGGCUUCUUGGUAGCGGCAAUGGUGAUUCUUGGCUUUGAGUUGGUUGCUCACUUCAAAGGGUGGUACGGGCACAAUCUGAGGGUGAUUAGGCCCUCUGAGAUUGAAAGUUUCUUGCAUUGGGCUUAUCUUCAGUGGUUGGCCUUCAGGGCAGACUACAUCGCAAGACCCAUCAAGUUACUCUCAGAUUUCUGCGUAGUUCUGUUCAUGAUUCAGUCUGUGGAUAGGUUUGUCCUCUGUCUUGGUUGCUUCUGGAUCAAGUUGAAGAAAAUUAAACCAAGGAUUGAAGAAGAGGGCGUAAUUGGAUCUGGAGAUGUUGAAGCUCAAGUAUCAAAUUUUCCGAUGGUUCUUGUUCAGAUCCCAAUGUGUAAUGAGAGAGAGGUAUACGAGCAAUCAAUAUCAGCUGUUUGUCAUUUGGAUUGGCCAAAAGACAGACUGCUAAUACAGAUUUUAGACGAUUCAGAUGACGAAAGCGUGCAGCUGCUAAUAAAAAACGAAGUGUCAAAGUGGAGCAAGAAAGGAGUGAACAUACUGUAUCGCCAUCGAUUCAUCCGGACUGGUUAUAAAGCCGGCAACCUCAAGUCUGCAAUGGCCUGUGAUUAUGUCAAGGACUACGAAUUUGUCGCAAUUUUUGACGCAGAUUUCCAGCCCUAUCCUGAUUUUCUCAAACAGACUGUACCACAUUUCAAGGGCAACCCUGAGCUGGCUCUUGUUCAAGCUAGGUGGUCAUUUGUGAACAAAGAUGAAAACCUGCUUACCAGGCUUCAAUACAUCAACCUCUCUUUUCAUUUUGAGGUGGAGCAGCAAGUGAAUGGCGUUUUCCUCAACUUCUUUGGAUUCAAUGGGACUGCUGGUGUGUGGCGUAUCAAGGCUCUUGAGGAAUCAGGUGGUUGGCUUGAGCGUACGACUGUGGAGGAUAUGGAUAUAGCUAUUCGUGCUCAUCUGAAAGGAUGGAAGUUCAUCUUUCUUAAUGACGUUAAGGUCCUCUGUGAACUUCCGGAAUCUUUUGAAGCAUACCGCAAGCAGCAGCAUCGUUGGCAUUCAGGUCCCAUGCAGCUUUUUCGGCUAUGUCUUCCUGAUAUCAUCGCUUCUAAGAUAUCAUUCUGGAAGAAAACCAACCUCAUAUUCCUUUUCUUUCUACUGAGAAAGCUGAUUCUCCCAUUUUAUUCUUUCACCCUCUUCUGCAUUAUUCUUCCUUUGACAAUGUUCAUACCGGAGGCUGAGUUGCCAAUAUGGGUUAUCUGUUACAUUCCGGUUUUCAUGUCACUCUUGAACAUUCUACCAGCUCUGAGAUCAUUUCCUUUUAUAGUACCUUAUCUGCUGUUCGAGAACACCAUGUCUGUGACAAAAUUCAACGCCAUGGUCUCUGGACUGUUCCAACUAGGAAGUGCUUAUGAAUGGGUUGUUACAAAGAAGACUGGAAGAUCAUCAGAAACAGAUUUAUUAGCAGUUGCAGAGAGGGAAUCGGCAAUCUUGAAACAGCAAAAACUCCACAGACAGGCUUCAGAAUCUGGUCUAGACCUGUUAAACAAAUUGAAAGCACAGGAAGGAGCUCCCACGAAAAAGAAAUCCAAUCACAUAUACCAUAAGGAGCUAGCACUAGCUUUCCUUCUCCUCACGGCAGCCGCGAGGAGUCUCCUGUCUGCUCAAGGCAUCCAUUUUUAUUUCCUUUUGUUCCAAGGAGUUACAUUCCUGGUCGUCGGUUUGGACUUAAUUGGUGAGCAAAUAAGUUGAUAGAUCUAAAAGAUAAGCAGAGCCCGUUCCUUCAAGAUGCUGAGAACCUAAGAAGAUCAAUGCUUCAUCAGGAGAACAAAAGUGUGAAAAAUAUGAAUGAAUUUUCAACUCCAGCAGGCAUUUAAGUUCACGUUAGGCAAGACAAAUCACAGUGAUAUGAAGAGUUGUUCCAGUGACUACAGCUAAAUAUCUUUCUCCAGACAAUUGGUCUAGUGGGAUAUCUUGUUUAUUCCGGAAGAACAGAGCAGAUGCAGCUUGAGGCCUAUUUCAACACCGGGAGUCAUUUGAGGACUAAGUGACGUGUGUCUCUACUCCUUGAAUGCGAAAAUAUUAUACAGAUUCAUGUUUAUUUUGCUUGUUAAUGCAAUAAUAAUGAUGAUAUAUAACUUACUCAUUUAAUAUAAUUGAGAAAUAGUUUUCCGUCA